AUUUGGAUUUCCAGAAGAAACCUUCUUGCCAUCUUCUACAGUUACCGUAUUUGAACUUCUACGACUCCAGUCUUACGAUUCGCUCCAUGUAUCAAAUCGACUCCCGAUGAUCUCCAAUAGCUUCUCACACUUUCCGAGCUUCUGCUUAAUAUGUCCUUGUAAGUACCAGCACCAUCAACCACUGCAACGCCAUCUAUGCUGGAACACUGCUAGUCAAAACCGACCUCCGGUGCACUUCACAAUCCGCGCUUCUUCGAUCGAGAACUCGAGUUCCAGGAGAGGGAGGAAGGUGAAGAGCAAUGCCGAGCUAUGCGACGAGAUCCGAGAGUUUGUAAUUGCAGCUGGAUUUCCCGUGGGCCAUGUCCCCUCUAUGAAGGAGCUUUCGGAGCAUGGGAGGAAUGACCUUGCAAACAUUGUGAGACGGAGAGGAUACAAACUUGUUAGGGAGCUUCUUGCAAACUCAAUUCAAACAGACGUUGUUAAGUCCAACACUGAUGCUAUCUCCACUGAGAAACAGGAUGAAACCGAUAAUCAUGAAGAUAAAUUAGCAGGUCAGAAUGGGAAGUUGGAUGACUUUCCUCAAGAACUGUUGUUGCCGACUGAAGUUUCCAUAAUGGAAAACCAUACCAGCACUUUAAAUAUUGAUCUGCAACUCGAGGCUAAUAAUGACAGUUUGCUGACUAAAAGCUCUUUGACGGAUCUUUCAUUCGAGGGAAAUGCUAUGUAUUAUGUAAAAGGGCACGUUGAGGACAUUGAGACCAUUGUUGAUUACAAAUCCCCAUCAAGUGAACUUUCUAUCAUGGAUAAUUUGCAUUGUUCUUCAAAAAUUGAUCCACCUCUCAAAUCUGAUGUUGAUUUUCAUGCACCUGAAGAAACCUCUGGCAGUCCUUGCAUAGAGGAGAGACCUAUGGAAUCUUCAACUGAUAUGUGUUUGAAAGAAAAGGUGGCAAAUUUCAUUCAGAAUGGAGAAUUGGAAAUGGAUGAGGAUAACAUUGACGGGCUAUUGAAAGAUAGUGGAGCUGAAGAAAGCACGCGUGUUGAAGAAUCAGCGAAGGAAAUGGAACGUCUAUCAAAGGUCCCUAGUGAAAAGAAUGCAAAAGAUGCACAUAGCAGACGUCAUGUUGCUCUGGCAUCAAAGGAAAGUACAUUGACAAUGAGGCAGGGUUUCCCCUUGUGACUGUUAACUACCCUCUGAGUUUAGCGUUUUGUGUAUCUGCUUUUAACUGUGGAUCUGUAGGUCUAACAUUUUUUUCCUAAGCUUAAUUGCUCUAUUUAAACUACUUCACAUUGCUGAAUAUCAUUCUGGAUGACAGUGGGACCUCUUACCUUUUCCUUUUCCUGAACAGUGCCUUUGGUACUAUUUCUAUCAUUCAAUGUAGAUAGGAAGUGAUAUUGAGUACUUGAUAGUCUAUUAAUAGAUUUUUACUCAGAGGUAAGAAGAAAAAGGUUUUGGCAGUUUUUAAUUUUCAAUAAAACUCAGAGCAGUGUGAAUUUGAGCAUUAUUGUUUUUUAAUUAUAAUUAAACCUCUGCUUAAUUGUCUCUAUGUUUUAAGAUAUGCUUCCAUAGUUCUUAUGUUGAUGGCAUGCAGUCUAAAGCUGAAGAGAGGCUUCUCUGUUGAUGCCAUUUGCAAUCUCCAUUCAUUUGUUGUCAAACAAUUAAUUCUAUCUGGUCAACUAGAAGAUUGAGAAAGACAUGAAAUUCGGAUUUCUGUGACUGUCUGGUUCUUUGUAGUUUAAAAUGCUUUUGUUGUACUUUGCCAGAUUUUCUUACAGAUUCCUUUCUCUUUUUGUGAGAUGCUUAUCAUGUUAAUCACAUGACGGAAAUCCACUGUUACACAUUUUCAACCUAAGUAAAUUUUGUUGCUUUCUAUUUUGCGGCUCAUUAGGUUGAGAACUGUUUAUGCAUUGUUAUUUAUAUCAUAUAUAGGGAUGAUCGUUCAUCAACGGAAGGACUACAGGAACCAGCUGUUUAUACUGACCAAGCUCUGGAUGUUGAGACCAGCAAAAGAGAUAAUCAAACUGAGAUUGAUCGUCUGAAGUUUAUGCUG
Tripterygium wilfordii is the source of this 2048-nucleotide messenger RNA. Its product is annotated as protein PTST homolog 3, chloroplastic. The record is from RefSeq and is a predicted model, not a curated record. Bases 107 to 1177 code for a protein of 356 amino acids. Lineage: Eukaryota; Viridiplantae; Streptophyta; Magnoliopsida; Celastrales; Celastraceae. The transcript has 6 exons.